Messenger RNA from Phasianus colchicus (ring-necked pheasant), 7937 nucleotides. RefSeq names its product sterol regulatory element binding transcription factor 1 (gene SREBF1). The record is from RefSeq and is a predicted model, not a curated record. Gene Ontology annotation, biological process: regulation of transcription by RNA polymerase II. Lineage: Eukaryota; Metazoa; Chordata; Aves; Galliformes; Phasianidae. Gene Ontology annotation, molecular function: protein dimerization activity; DNA-binding transcription factor activity, RNA polymerase II-specific; RNA polymerase II cis-regulatory region sequence-specific DNA binding. Gene Ontology annotation, cellular component: nucleus.
GACCGGGACCGGGAUGGGGAGGGGCAGCGGGACCGGGGCGGCGGGGUCGGUGCUGCUCGGGGAAAUCGUGCGUGCUCGCGGGGUGUCGGAUCGGCGCGAUACCGGCUGUCGGUGCGGCGUAGCGGGGCCGGGUGCAGUUACCGGACCGCCCGUGCGCGGUCGGUGCGAUGUACCGGGCGGCAGGGCACGGUGGGACGGGGCGCACCUGGUGCAGAACCGAUCCGGGGGGGGGCCGCGCUCGGUGCACGCACGGUAAAACCGUGGUUCGGUCGGGGGAGCUCAGUGCUUGGCAUGGUGCUGGGGGGGGUGAUGGGAUUUUGGGGUGCCGUAUGCAUGGCUGGGGGUCGCACGCCGGGUGCCGUCGGGUUCGGUCCCGGGACGGCUCCCCUCCCCCAGCGCUCAGCCUUGUGUCGCCGCCAGCCCCGCCCCGCCGUGACGUCACCGCCGGGGUUACUCUCGGUCGUUCCUCCUGGCUUCCCCCGCGCCGUCGGGCGAUGGGUGGGGGUGGGGCGGCACCGGGCGCGGUGCUCCGCCGGGCAUCCCCGGCUCCGGAGCCCGCGGUACCCAUCUGCCCCGCGGCUCCCGGUCACCGUGGGGCUGUCGGGGCCGCUCGGAGUCGUGGCUGCUUCCUGGGGGGCUCUGCGGGAUGGCGACGGUGCCAAUUGGACACAACCGUGCCACCAGUAGGGACCCGCUCCCCGGUGUCAGUGGGACCCCAUCGUGCCACCAAAAGGGGACUCCUUCCGAAACCAGUGGGACCCAAUUAUGCCUUCAAGGCAGACCCGAUCCCCAUGCCGAUAGGACCCAGUCAUGCCACCAAUGGGGACCCGAUUCCCGGUGCCAGUGGGACCCAAUCAUAGCACCGAGGGGCACCCGCUCCCUAGUGCCAAUGAUUCGUUCUUUCUGGUGCCAGUAGGACCCAAUCAUGCCAUCAGCGGGACCCUUUCUGCAGCUCCCAGCCCAUCCCAGCACGAGGCACGCAGCCAACCUGCACCAGGCAGCACGUGGUGCCGUUCCGCCCGGGCUCGGUGCGCUUCGGGGCCCUGAGGCACCCCAGCACAGACCGGCAGAGCCGGUGGAGCACGCAGCGGGGCGGGGACGGGGCUGGCAGAGCCCCCGAGCAUUCCGCAGGGCUCACGGGAGCUUUGUGGGGUCGGAGCUGGGAGCCCCUUCUCCUCCGACAGCCGAAGCUGGAGCUGAACCCAACCGCGCCGUGGGCUGAACUUUAACUCGUUGGCACGCUGGAGGGGAAGCGGCGCAUCCUGCUGCACCCGGUGCACGGGAGGACUUUGCCUGCGAGGUGUUGCGUCCCGGAGCCGCGCUGGCGUCCCCUCUGCCCUCCUUGGACACGAACCAGGGCUGAGACCGUGCCCCGGAUCACGGUGGCCCCUGCUCUUUGACCAUAAACUGUAGGGAGCAGAGGGAUGGGCACGUGGGAUGAGGGUGUCCCUCUGGGAGUGUUUCCCUGACACUGAUCUCCAUAUGGAGAGGGGCUGGGUGUGCUGCUACUAUUUACAGGGAGGGCUUUUGCUGAUGGGCGCUUGUAUAAACCCUUCCACACUGAGCACGAUCCCAGGGUCUCUGCGUGUCCCCAUUCCCAUGUGUUUAUGGCCCACGUGUGGGGCGUAAGGGGCUCGAGGGGCCCUGUGGGGCCAUGCGUGGGGUGAGGGAGGUGGGAAACCAAAGGGGUUUUGUACCAUGACCAUCCGUGCCCUAUAGUGCUCUCACCCACUGUAGAUUUGCCACUGUCCCUGGGUGCCCCCUUGUCCCUGUGCCCUCACUAGUGACAUGGUUGGGUCCCACUGACACCACAGAGAAGGUCCCCAUUGAUGUAAGUGCUCUGCCCUGUGGGGUCCCCCAGAGCAAUGUGGUGGGGGCAGCGUCCCAGGGCUGGGGGUGCUCCAUGGGAUGCAAACACCCAGUGAGGCUGGAGGUGUCCCGAGCUGGGCCCCCCCUCCAUGCACACACGGGUGCUGGCAUCUCUGUGGGACGUCGGGACACGCAGUGAAGGAGUUAAUGCUGCCUGACCUGGAGUAACCCUCGGCUGGGUGCCCGCGAGUGACCCGCUGUGCUCACCUUGGGGCUGCCCGGGGGCGGCCGGCGGGCGCGCGGGCAGCGAUUGGCGGAGUCACAUCACCCCAUGGCCGGCUCUGCUCCAGGCCUGGCGCGGGCGGCAGCGGGGAGGGCGCACGGGGAGGAGGCGAGAAAAAUGGUUUGAAAAUAUCCCGCUGCCUUCGGCACACGGCUGAGCUGCCGCGCUGGGGGAUCUCAAGGGCUGCGUGCUGGAAGACAUGCUGCAGCUGAUCAACACACCGGACAAUGACUUUUCGGGGCUGUUCGAUGUGCCGUUUGCUGCCCCUGACAGCACAGUGUCCCCGGGGCUCCCCCCAGCCCCCACCAGUUACCUGGGGCCCAGCAAGCCACCACCCACCGGCAAUGUGUUCCCGGCCCCCCCUGUGCUGUCAACAUUCACCCCACAGUCCCCCACCCCACUCCUGCCAGCCCCCGGCCCCCCAGCAGCACCGGGGGUGAAGGAGGAACCUGCAGCCGUGCCCAGCAGCCAGCCUCAGCCCAGCGUAAUGCUGGCCCCCAGCUUCGUCUCCGCAUCUCCUGGGCAGUUCAGCCCCCAGCCCAUGGUGGGCUUCCAGAACCAGCACAGCUUCCCUGCUGUGCAGCCUGGGGGGGCUGCGCAGAGCCCCCUGCCCACACCACAGCCAGCCCAGCCUGUGGCACUGCCUGGCCCCGUGCAGAGCGUGGCACCGCAGCAGCUCCUGGCACCUGGCCCCGCUGCCACCACCCAGCCCGUGUCACCCCAAAUCCAGCCAGUGCCGGUUCUGCUGCAGCCCCACUUCAUCAAGGCAGAUUCCCUGCUGCUGACAGCCGUCAAGACAGAUGCGGGCAGUGCCAAGACUUCCACCAUCACCUCUUUGGCCACCAACAGCACCGCAACUCCAUUGCAGGUGCCGGCUCUGGUGAGCGGAGGUACCAUCCUGGCCACGGUGCCGCUGGUGGUGGACGCUGAGAAGCUGCCCAUCAACCGGCUGGCGCCCAGCGGGAAGGCAGCGCUGCUGCAGAGCAAAGGGGAGAAGCGGACGGCGCACAACGCCAUCGAGAAGCGCUACCGCUCAUCCAUCAACGACAAGAUCGUGGAGCUGAAGGACCUGGUGGUGGGCACUGAGGCCAAGCUCAACAAGUCGGCGAUCCUGAGGAAGGCCAUCGAGUACAUCCGCUUCCUGCAGCAGAGCAACCAGAAGCUGAAGCAGGAGAACCUCAGCCUGAAGAUGGCCGUGCAGAAGAGCAAGUCCCUCAAGGACCUGGUGGCCUCCUGCGGUGCCGGCCCCAAGGCGGAGGUGCCCGUGGAAGUGGCGAAGGCAGAGGUGAUGGAGAUGCUGACCCCACCGCCCUCGGACGUGGGCUCCCCAUCCCGCGGCAGCCCGCUCUCGCUCAGUGGGGGCAGCAGCAACAGCAGCAGUGACUCUGAGCCUGACAGCCCCCUCUGCAACCACAGCAAGGUGAAGCAGGAGCACCCACCACCCUCACCUGGCAGCCAGGGCAUGCUGGACCGCUCCCGAAUGGCCCUCUGUGCCUUCGUCUUCCUCUGCCUGUCCUUUAACCCCCUGGCCUCCCUGCUCCGCGGCUCCAGUGCCCCGGCACCAUCUGGGAGCCUGGGUACUGCUGGUCCUGGAAGAAGCAUCAUGGCUGAGCCUGGCACUGCAGAGGAGCCGUGGGGAUGGUCGCAGUGGCUGUGGCCCACACUGGUGUUCUGGGGGCUGAACGUAGCCCUGGUGCUGGGAGCGGUGGUGCGGCUCUUCGUCUACGGGGAGCCAGUCACCCCUCCGCACUCUGAAUCCUCUGUCCUCUUCUGGCGGCACCGCCGGCAGGCAGACCUCGACCUCGACCGGGGGGAUUUCGCACAGGGGGCCCAGCACCUGCGCACAGCACUGGGGGCCCUGGGCCGCCCGCUGCCCGCCUCCCACGGGGACCUGGCCUGCAGCCUGCUGUGGAGCCUGCUCCGCCACCUGCUCCAGCGCCUCUGGGUGGGCCGCUGGCUGGCUGCCCGCGCCGGGGGGCUGCGCCCGGACCCCCCGCCCCGCGCCCACGUCCGACAGAGCGCCCGCAAUGCAGCCAUGGCCUACCACCGCCUGCACCAGCUGCACCUGGCUGGGAAGCAGGCUGGGGGGCACCUGCUGGCCAUCAACCUGGCACUCAGUGCCGUCAACUUGGCUGAGUGCGCCGGUGACGCCGUCUCGGUGGCCGCGCUGGCUGAGAUCUACGUGGCGGCUGCGCUGCGCAUCAAGGCCAGCCUGCACCGCUGCUUCCACUUCCUGGCUCGCCCCUUCCUCUGCAGUGCCCGCCGCGUGGCCCUGUCCCAUGGUGGGGCUGUGCCCCCCGCCAUGCAGUGGCUCUGCCACCCGUUGGGUCACCGCUUCUUCGUGGACGGGGACUGGGCCGUCAAGGGCGUCCCGAGAGAGACCAUCUACAGCUCCGCCGGUGACCCAGUGGACCCGUUGGCGCAGGUGACCCAGCUCUUCCGUGAGCACCUCCUGGAGAAGGCGCUGUACUGCGUGGCCAUGCCUGAACCUGGCCGUCCCGCUGCCCAGGGAGAGGGAAGGCGCUUUUCGGAUGCGUUGGAGUACCUUCAGCUGCUCAAUGGCUGCUCCCACGCCAGCAGCAUGCCCGGCCCCACACCCUCCAUCAGCUCUGGCCUGGCAGCAGUGACAGGCACCGACCCUGUGUCCAAGUGGUGGGCAUCCCUCAUCGGCACGGUCAUUCACUGGCUGAAGGGUGAUGAGGAGGGGGCCGAGCGGCUCUACCCACUGGUGGAAGCCAUGCCCCGGGCACUGCAGAGCUCUGAGAAGCCCCUUCCCCGUGCUGCACUGCACUCCUUCAAGGCGGUCCGGGCUAUGCUGAACAAGCAGGACGGCAGCCAGGCCAGCCUGAGCCACUGUGAGAAGGCCAGCAGCUGCCUGCGGGAGAGCCUGGAUCUCUGCAGCCUGCCCAAGUGCACCAUCGACAAGGCGGUGCAGCUCCUACUGUGCGACCUGCUCCUGGUUACCCGCACCAACCUGUGGCAGCAGCAGAUGAGUGCCAGCCAGCAGCUGCGUGGCACCUACCAGGCUUCUGCCCUGGAGCUCCGCGGCUUCCAGCAGGACCUCAGCAGCCUGCGGCGCCUGGCACAGACCCUGCGGCCUGCCAUGCGAAGGGUGUUCCUGCACGAAGCCACUGCCAGGCUGAUGGCCCGCGCCAGCCCCACUCGUACCCACCAGCUGCUGGACCGCAGCCUGCGGAGGAGAGGGGUGCAAGGCAGCAAGGCAGCCGGUGAGCCGGAGAGCCACCCCACGCCGCGGGAGCACGCCGAAGCACUGCUGCUGGCCUGCUGCUACCUGCCCCCCAGCUUCCUCUCAGCCCCUGGGCAGCGUGUGGGGAUGUUGGCUGAGGCCGCCCGUACGCUGGAGAAGCUGGGGGACAGGCGGACACUGCACGACUGCCAGCAGAUGAUCAUCAAGCUGGGCAGCGGCACCACCGUCACCUCGGGCUAGCGGGGGGAUGUGGGCACGUGCCACCUGUCCCCCCCCACCCCCCCUCCCGUGCCAUAUGGGUGGUGGGGACGUGCGUGCCUCGGUGUCCCCCUCUCUAUGAGAUGGUGUCAGGAUGCAGUUUUAAGGUGACGGAUGGGAGCGGCAGGGUGACGUCCCGUGUCACCAUCCGCUGUGGGUGUCGGGGGUACAUCCCGGCGUGGGCACCCUGCUGGCCGGCGCAGUUGGGUGACGGGACGUGGGGACCUCUAGUGACACUGUCGCAGUAUUGCACGGCACUGGGGUUCCUCCUCCCAGUGCCCGCCACCCCCCUGCAAAACCCCAGAGCAAGGCUGGGGCCGUCCUCACCCCAGUCUGCUGCGUGUCCCUGCCCCUCCUCGUGGGUCCCACAGCACGGAUCGGGGGGGAGGACACACCUCAGCACUGUCCCCACUAGGGGAGAGCGGGAGGGUUUGCCCCACGGUGGCAGCUAAGAUGGCACCGUAAGGUGCCCGUGGUAGGAAAGAGGGGCCCCCCCUGCCCUCCCCCAGCACUGCCCAUUCCCCCCAUUAGGAGCUGUGCCCCCCCUGCAGCCCCAACCCCACGCGCUUUGGGAGAAGGGGUGGCUCUGGGUUGGGAUGUGGAGGACUGGUGGGUGCCCCCAUCCCCUUGCUGUGUCCCUACUUUGUAUAUAGCUCCCCGCUGCGUCCCAUUUCAUCCUUAUCCUCCUCCUCCCCCUCCUUGCCUUUUUAAACGGUAUUUUCAUAGUUGCAGUUUUGUACAGUGAAUUAAAGCCAAUUAUUUAUACUGUCGUGUGCUGGACUGGGGGUGCAGGGUCUGACACAUGGAGGGGGGGCACAGAGCAUAACCUAUGGGUCCUGCCUUCCCCCCAGCAUGAGGCUGCACAGGAUGGGGGGGCAAGGGUGGCAGGGAUGGGGACAUCGGCUGCCAGAGGGACCCCAAAUGCACCCUUCAUUCACAAGACCUCCCCGUACCUCAACCCCAUGUUUGUGUCCCCCCACCCAAGCCCGAGCUCACAAUGAGACCUUUGGUCCAGGGGACGAAGGGACACUUGGCCAUCCGCCCACAGGAGGAACACAGGCCACGAGCAGGGCGCAGAGUACUUCCAAAACAAUCGUUGUAUCUUUAUUGACGCUCUGAAUGCAAUGACCUGUUUUUUACUCUUAAGGAAAAUAAACAUCUUUUAGAAACAGCUUGUUACACACAAUCUUCAGUGUGAAGCAAUAUACUAAUAAGAACACUAGUCUUAACAUUUACAGUCUUCAUAUAUAUUAUAUAUAUGUAUAUGUAUACAUAUAUAUACACUAUAUAAUGAGGCAAUAUAUAAUACACACGGUUUACCAUUUUACAGUCAUAUGUACAAGAUGUCACUAAAAAUAGCCAGAUUUCAGGCAGCGCUGCCAGGGACACUGGGAUUAUUAUUUUUUUAUUAAUUACUUUUAUUCUCUUUUUCCUUUUGUCCUUUUCUGUGUGACUUUUCUCUCCCGUGUCCGAGGCGAGCUGCUGAAACAACAGACAUUUCUUGGCCAGCAAACCUGGAGGGUGUGAUGGUGGGGCACAGGGUUGGGGGUGCAGGGAACAUAGGGUUUGCAGGAUGCUUUGCCUCCAUUUGUAGGGUGGGGGUUGGGGUUAAUGCACCCUUGGCAGCCCCUGGCCCCAUUGAAGCAGCUGGGAAGAGAGGCAAAGCUGAAGCCAAGCGAACCUGGCCAUGCAAGAGAGAAGCAACUCCUGCAUUCCUCUGUCCCAUGUCUGUCCCCGUGGAGCUUAAUUGCUGCUCUCUCUGGCGGACACCAAUGCUGCCCAUCAGGAGCUGCUUCUGGGCUGCUUGCAGCUGCCUGCACCAGGCCAAGACUCUGGAUUUGUGCCCAGAGCCAUGGGGUUUGCACCCAGUGCCGUAGGGUUUAAAGCACAAGCAUGGGGAGCAAAGCUCAUCCCCAGCAAGCAGAAGAGCUGAGGAGGUGCUGGCAGAGCAGAGCAGAAGGAGGGGGGGCUUUUGGGGACUGUGCAUCCCCAGCCCAGCACUGCCCCAUGGAGCUGGGGGAGGUGGGUGCCGUGGGACGGGGCUGGAGGGAGGAAUCAGGGCUGGGAGAGCCCAGUGAGUGCCCACCAGCCCCACUGGGGACACGGCCACUGGCACAGCAGUGGCGCAGUGCUGUCCCCAUCGUGGAGACACUGUGCAUGGCAGAGAUGGAAGAACGGAACAGAAAAAGCAAAGUGGUGUUUCAAACAGCAGGCUGUUGGGGUUUUUUUUCUUCUUUUUUUUUUUUUUCUUUUUUCUUUUUUUCUAAUGGUUUUUUUUUUUUUUUUUUCCUUUUCUCCAUCGCGCACAUAUAUACAGACAGACACCAUGAGGUUUGCUGAAGGCAACAUCUCAGAUCAGAUCAGUGUGAGAUAUGGAGA